Cryptomeria japonica (Japanese cedar) is the source of this 1126-nucleotide messenger RNA. RefSeq lists its product as uncharacterized. The coding region runs from base 236 to 727 and encodes 163 amino acids. Lineage: Eukaryota; Viridiplantae; Streptophyta; Pinopsida; Cupressales; Cupressaceae. Gene Ontology annotation, biological process: protein secretion; protein targeting. The transcript is spliced from 6 exons. The record is from RefSeq and is a predicted model, not a curated record. Gene Ontology annotation, molecular function: transmembrane protein transporter activity. Gene Ontology annotation, cellular component: membrane.
AACAAAAAUAUUUAAGGUUUCAAUUUUCAGUGAUACAGAAAGUCAUUAAGGUUUUGUAGAGAUCAAAACGUCCGGCAAAAAAUUAAGGACAAAAAUUUCGAACCCUAACUGAUCCCAUGCAAGCUAUACCCAGAAUCGGUCUAUUUUCACAGGGAGGGCAUGCCUUCAAACUUGUCAUAAGAAGGGGUUUCUACCCUCAAGUUUGCAAAGGAGGUGUUUUGAAAGUUUGUUGAAGAUGAGCAGAGCUCUAAGCAUGAUUAGCUUUGAUUGUCCAAGAAGUUGUGCAGGUUUGAUUGAAAAAUCAUGCAGCAACAAGCUGAAAUUUGGGAUGCAUUUUCGACAUGAAAAAAGAUUUAAGGCAAAUUGCAAGUUGACCUCAGAACAUUCAAUUGGGCAGUGUAACUAUUCGAAUCUGAAGAUCCAUCCGGAACAAGCAAUUACCAGAAGCAGGGUAGCUAGAGCAGACAGCCCAUAUUUUCAAGAUGACGAUGACCUCAGUGCAGAGUCAUUUUUCAUAAACCUUGGAAAGCAGUUUCUCAGGGAUAUCAAAUGGGCAUUAUUGUUUUUGUGGGAGCAACCAGGAGAACUAAGACAUAUAGAGUGGCCAUCUUUGCAAAGCACACUGAAGACAACAACUCUUACAGUUCUGCUGGUGAUUCUUCUAGUUAUUUUCUUUUCUUCUGUUGAUUCUGCUUUAAGUUUUUUGUUCGCUUCAAUCUUUAAAUGAAGCCCCUAGGUGUUGUUUUAGUUAACCUCUUCUGGAGGAAAGAAAAAGGCAUUAGAAGAAAGAGCAUGCUGUUUCUGAUGGGGAAGCUUUGGGUUCGGUUUUGGAAUUUGAUAAUUUGAGUCUAAUGAUGUUGAAAUAAUAUACCAGCUGAUUCUAACACGUGAUAUUUAUUUUAGCUAUUAUUUAUUGAGUAAAUUUAUUGCUUGGAGAGCGAAGCCAAAAUCUGAAUGCUCUGUGAUACCCUUUACUCUCUUAAGGGAAGGUUCAGUCAAGCAGUGAAACCUGAAAAUUGAGGCACAAUUAAUGACAACAGUUGACUGAAACAUAAAAAAUGAUUCAGAUUUUCCCAUGUUGCAGCCUCCUUUUUUCAAUGACGAAUUAUAUUGGUUGGUGACUAAA